AUGGAAAGAACUCCGGAAAUCGGGCGAUAUAUCUAUUUUUGGUUCGAAGGAACGGCAUUUCGCAUUAUUGGCCCUCCAGUGGACGAAUGGGGGUGGUGGAAGAUGGACUCGCCCCAUUCCUCGGAGUUGAUCGCUCUUGAUGUGGUACGCGCGCAAAACUCGGCUCGUGCCGCACCGUAA
This is a messenger RNA of Penicillium mononematosum, 180 nucleotides long. RefSeq lists its product as uncharacterized. Bases 1 to 180 code for a protein of 59 amino acids. The record is from RefSeq and is a predicted model, not a curated record. Lineage: Eukaryota; Fungi; Ascomycota; Eurotiomycetes; Eurotiales; Aspergillaceae. The transcript has 2 exons.